ACUGUAACUAGUAGAGUUAGCAGUGUUUACUUCCGGGCUCUCGGACUGGCACACAAAAAAAGCUUUCAAUUUAUUUACCUUGAUAAUAAAAUACAAGCAACAGUGUAUUUACAAUAUGUCAAAAAUGCAAUUGCUCAAUAUGUUUCUGCGCGAGCGAUUGACAGCGGCUGCUGUAGAGAUAUUUGGAGUAGUUGAAAAGACGAUAGUGGAAUAUCAAGAAGAAAUCACCCGUUCGAAGGAAGAGAACGAACGUUUACAGAAAAUGUUGGAUAUGGUCAUUAAACCUCAAGUCAAGUUACAUAGAGCAGACCCUAGGCAGCACCAUGUCUCUGAAGAAGAGGUUCCCCUUGAGCAGGAGUGGAGGAGGGAAAAUUCAGAGCUCACAGAAAGUACAGAGGAACAGGACCUCAGGACCAAUCUGGGAGAAGAGCAAAUGCAAGGGCCUGAGACUCAUGGGCAUAACAUAGAGUUCGGGUUCACUCCUCCUUGUGUGAAAGGUGAUUUUGUCCAGGACCCUUGGCCCUCACACCUUUUCCAAACCCAAAUUGUGGAGGACAAUGAGACGAAUAAUCUAUCAAGCACCCUAGUGGAACACAUUAAAACAGAACCUGAUGGAGGAGAGGACUAUGGAGUACUAACGAGUGACCCACAGCUCAUGUUUGCAGUAAACGCACACUGUUCUGCAGCUCCGAGUGAAAACAUGCAUGGAACAGAGAUUGGAGGCCCUCUGCAACGGAAAACAAAGACUGGAAGACCAUUCAGACAUAUAGGAACGCUGUCUGAACUUAAGAAGAGACGCGCUUUGUAUGAGCGAUUUCGAUGCCAUGUCUGUGGAAAAGGGUUCCCAGCAAGGAAUGGUCUGGGAGACCACAUGACAACUCAUACAGGGGAGAGACCACACAGCUGUCACCUCUGUGGGAAAGGUUUCAAAGUGAAGAGUCAUCUGAAAGAGCAUAUCAGGGUUCACACAGGAGAGAAACCCUUUGUCUGUCCAGUCUGUGGGAAAGCGUUCAGGCAGGAUGCCCAUAUGAAAGGACAUUUGAGGGGGACUCACAAGGAGAAACCAUACAGAUGCCAUGAUUGUGGCGAAAGCUUCAGUCAGAUGGGAGAGAUGCAAGUGCAUAGGACAGUGUGCUGUGGUCCAAUUGUCCUGGGCCCAAAUUUGAUGUAACUUUCACUCCCUUGAUGCCUUUGGUGACCAGGACGUUUUAGACUUGCAGCCAUGAUAAGGACCAUUCAAAUGUGUUAUUGAACAAACAAAGGAAGAAUGAUCUGUCCACAGUUAUAAAAGUUUGAGAGAGCAUCUCCUAUAUUGUCAAAAUUCAUAAAUGGGAGGGGAGUUUCCAGAAAGCAUGUAGCCUAUGUGGUUGUCUGUAUGUGGUGGUUGGCAAGUGUCAGUGUCCCAUGAGAGAUAGUUGUCAAUUUAAGUAGUUCUAUGGUACCUCAUAUUGUAUAAAUAUACCCCAAAAAUAUUUGUGGAGCACUCCGAGUCCCUGAUUGAGAGGUAUGUGACCCAUUUUGUGGGCUGUCAAUAAUAUUCUGGAUAUCUUGGAUAUCAUUUCCCCCCUCCUGUUAGCUUUCUAUGUCUUUUUGUGAGAGUGGAAGACAUUCUCAAUUUUGGAGAAUAUCUCAUAAGAUGGGUAAAAGUAAUGUACAACAAUCCUUUAUGUAAAAUAAUAAAUAAAUGGUUACUUCUCUGAUAAAUUUGAAUUGUCAAGAGGCGUAAAACAAGGUUGCCCUCUGUCACCAUAACUAUUUAUUAUGGCCAUUGAACUGUUAGCUUUAAAAGAUAACAUUAAGGGGCUAAAAAUUAAGGAAUUAGAGACAAGAGUAUCAGUAGGCAAAUGAUUUGAAGUUAUCUUCAAAUCUUCAACCUUGAAGUGCCUCGUUGAGGACCUGGAUAACUUCUCCAAUUUCUCUUGACUAAAAAGUGUUAUAUUAUGGAUUGGGUCUCUAAAAGAUAAACUUUAAAUUGCCAUGUGGUCUCCCAAUUAAAUGGGCAGUUGGUGAAGUUGAUGUGUAUAUCCUGGAAAAGUUAAGCAACUAAUUUUGAUUAAAAAAAAACAAUCUUGAAACUGUGGAGGGAAAAACCUAUCCAUUUACAAGAAGAUUACCCUGAUUAAUUAUCUAGUGACAUCGCAGUUUAAAUAUUUAUUCUUGGCUCUACUGACUCCAGGAGAAUCCUUUUUCAAAUCAUGUGUGAAAAAAACAUCACUUUCACAAAUACCAUACCCCCCCCAAAACAAUUAUAACCUUCCAUUCUUGUAAUGUCUUGGUGAUAAGAUAUUUGUGUGUGUAACUUUCUCACUCAUCACUAUUCAAUCAGGACUAUGCAUAAUCAUGGUAGCAUCCAAAUUAAUGUAGAAGGGUUCAGAAACAUUUUAUUCUUAUUUACAAUAAAAGUGACUCCAAAAUGACACAAUAUAUUUACCAUUUCAUUUCUAUUGGGCACAAAAUUAUCUGAAACACAACCAAAACAAACAGAAAAUGCAUCCAACAAGUUUGUAGAGUCACAAGCGUGAUGUAAUCAUUGCAUGCUAGCAAUAUGGGACCAAAUACGACACUUUAAUACACAAGUGAAUUUGUCCCAAUACUUUUGGUCCCCUACAAUGGGACUAUGUUCAAAAAGUGCAGUAAUUUCUAAACGGUUCACCCGAUAUGGAUGAAAAUACCCUCAAAUUAAAGCUGACAGUCAUUGUAUAAUUUCAAAUCCAAAGUGCUGGAGUAGAGUGCCAAAACAACAAAAACGUGUCACAACAAUUGACACAUUUCGUUAAUUUCAAUUUAAGCUAUUAUAUAAAAUACUUGCUACAAAAAUAAUGCUCAAUAUAUGGGGCAUUGAAUAGUCAGCCUUGUGCAGACUCUGCCACGAGGAAACAGAAUAAAGAUAACAUUUUCUAAUACUGUUCCUCAGUGGCUUGCUUUUGGAGUCAGGUCCAGGAAUGAUUGUUCUAUCAUAAUAUCAGGGUUCAGAUGGACCUGCAAACUGUAUUGUUAGAGGAUCUGAAAAACCAUGAUCAGUGAGUGGGAAAUAUCAUUAUACUCUUGGGUAAAGAAAUUUAUUUUUAGGGCACUAUCGGUAGAGAUGUUACAAAUAGGGAAGUUAUGGACCCUUGUAAUUCAGUAAAAUGGAUGGAUUUAAUGCAAAAAUAAAUUGCAUAAGGGCAUACUGGGAAAAAUCUGGGGCGGCAGCCUAGUGGUUAGAGCGUUGGGCCAGUAACCGAAAGGUUGCUAGAUUGAAUCCCCGAGCUGAUAAGGUAAAAACAUGUCGUUCUGUCCCUGAACAAGGCAGUUAACCCAUUGUUCCUAGGCCGUCAAUGUAAAUAAGAUUUUUUUUCUUAACUGACUUGCCUAGUUAAAUAAAGGUUAAAUAAAUAAAAUAUCUGUGGACAUCGGAGGGUUGGAGUCAAUGAAUGGUGGAUUGGCUACUGUGGGUGAAAAUCCAUCACUUGAAGAAAGAGGGAAUUAUUAUUUAACUACAGGUACCGUAGAUGUGAGCGAAAAUAGCUAUAAAUAGCAGUAGAAGUAUUGUUGUCCGUUAAUUUACUCCAAUCAGAGUAGGGAUGAUAGGGUAGGGGGGGAAAAAGUGUGAUCAUACUGUAUAUAAAAUGUAAAAAAGCCAGAGGCAUAUACUGUAGAUUUUAGACCUGAGCCCUAUACUACGAAUGCAGUUUGAGGGGUUAGCGAGGUAACUUUGGUCAAUGCUGAGUUCAACUUGGAAUAACCAGUACCACAAAUGUGGCUCACAUUUUAGCCCGGUAAAUUUCUUUGGCAUUGCUCCGGGGCAGGCUAAAUACAUUUAUCCUGAAUGAAGUGUCUGAGGCGCGAAUCGAGGACCAAUUAAAUAAUUUGAGGAAGACAACUGAUUAAAUAUUGUAUUAAUCAAAUGUUUUUAUUUGUAAAUAAAAAUUGUCAUGUUAAAAUACCUAGCACAUUACACUUAAAUUACAAAUGCAUUGGAAACUUCACGCACAGUAAAACUUAUGACUUAACAAUUAUUUUUAUCAUAUGAGUGGGAAAUAAGGUGAUCGUGCAUUGAUAACCACACCAAAGUAAUAAAAUAAAGACGGUGCUGUUAAAAGUUUAUUUCAUUUUGAUUUCAGCACUGACGUGGACAUGGAUUGAUGUUUCAGCAUUGUCUCAAUGAAGAGUUUGACUAGCCACGUGACAGGCACGCGCAGUUACAAGCCUGCUAGAGUUAGUGGCAGGCGGACGAGAAAUCUCCACCGUAGUAGUACGGAUGAAGCCUGAGCUGGAAUGGGACGCUAACUGAAGCUGGCUAGCUUUAGAAAACCCUGCGUAGAUCUAGCUUGCUUCAUAGUAUAACCCCUUUCGAAGAAUGUCAGUUCUCAAAUUGAGAACUAUGUUAGAAAAAUAUUGACUAUUAUUGAAGGGAAUUAAGUUUGUGUACACCUAUUAAUUAUUAAAACCAAUUUGUUCACUGAAA
Salmo salar (Atlantic salmon) is the source of this 4447-nucleotide messenger RNA. The record is from RefSeq and is a predicted model, not a curated record. Lineage: Eukaryota; Metazoa; Chordata; Actinopteri; Salmoniformes; Salmonidae.